CGGGGAGCUGCGCCUCGGCAGCCAGGGGGCUUUUGUCACGGUGUCGGACCCGCGGGACCCCGAAAACAAGGCGGAGGGCGUCCAGGAUCUGGAGGAUUGGAAGCAGGCCCUCUGGGUCUCCAUGACCCAGGCGAUCAAUGGCGGCCAGGAACAGGUCGUGAUGGUCUUCUCCCGCGAGGGCUGCCCGUGGUGCGACAGGCUCCUGCCCGUCCUCGAGAAGGCCAUAGCCACCCGCGCGGCCAUCGCGAGCCCAGGCGCGGGCGGGCUGGCCAGCGCGCCGCUGCGCGUCUUCAUCUACGACGCGGGCGAGUUCGAACCCAUCGUGGAGAAGUUCCAGCUGCGGGGCUUCCCCAGCAUGCUAGUUUUCGGGAGCCCGGGCGUCAAGCCCCGCAUGGCUGCCGGGUAUCUCGGCGAUGAAGACUUUGCGAGGUUCCUGGACGAGGUUGCGUAUGCCCAGCCGGAGCCCGAGGUUGCGCCGAAGCCGGCGAGACGGAAGUUCUUCGGAUUGCGUUGA
Prorocentrum cordatum is the source of this 514-nucleotide messenger RNA. The record is from the annotation of a GenBank genome assembly. NCBI's taxonomy places the organism in Eukaryota, Dinophyceae, Prorocentrales, Prorocentraceae.